AUGCGGUUUUUCGCAUUCCUCCCGUUGCUCCUUAUCGGGGCGCUGUCGAGCCUUGUCUCUGCGACGGACAAUGGCAAGACUACCGAUGUUACUUGGGACAAAUAUAGUCUCUCCGUGAAAGGGGAGAGAGUAUUUGUCUUUUCUGGUGAAUUCCAUUAUAUGCGUCUUCCUGUUCCGGAAAUGUGGCUUGAUGUGUUCCAAAAGUUGCGCUCCAAUGGCUUCAACGCGGUAUCCAUCUACUUCUUCUGGAGCUUCCACUCCGCCUCAGAAGAUACAUUUGACUUUGAAAACGGCGCCCACGAUGUCCAGCGCGUCUUCGACUACGCCAAACAAGCCGGUCUGUAUGUGAUUGCCCGCGCAGGACCCUACAUUAACGGUGAAACCUCGGCCGGCGGAUUCGCCCUGUGGGCAGCGAACGGACAAAUGGGCAGUGAACGAACCAGUGCCUCGUCCUACUACGACAAAUGGCUUCCCUGGAUCCUGAAGAUCGGCAAGAUCAUCGCGGAUAACCAGAUCACCAACGGCGGACCGGUGAUCCUGAACCAGCACGAGAACGAGCUCCAGGAGACCACCCACAGCGCGACCAACACUCUAGUUCUGUACAUGGAGCAAAUCGCAGCCGCAUUCGAGGAGGCCGGUGUUAUCGUGCCGAGCUCGCACAACGAAAAGGGUAUGCGCGCGGAAAGCUGGUCGACAGACUACGAAGACGUCGGCGGUGCAGUAAACGUCUACGGCCUCGAUUCAUACCCCGGCGGUCUAUCCUGUACAAACCCCGACUCGGGAUUCAACCUCGUCCGCACUUACUACCAAUGGUUCCAGAACUACUCCUACACACAGCCCGAAUACCUCCCCGAGUUCGAGGGCGGCUGGUUCCAGCCCUGGGGUGGAUAUUUCUACGACGAGUGUGCAGCAGAGCACUCGCCCGAAUUCGCCGAUGUCUAUUACAAGAAUAACAUCGGGUCCCGGGUCACCCUGCAGAGUCUGUAUAUGGCCUUUGGCGGGACGAAUUGGGGUCAUAGUGCGACGCCGGUCGUUUAUACUUCGUAUGACUAUGCGGCGCCGCUAAGGGAGACGAGAGAGAUUCAGGAUAAACUCAAGCAGACUAAGUUGAUUGGUUUGUUUACUCGGGUUUCUUCGGGUUUGUUGCAGACUGCCAUGGAGGGCAAUGGAACGGGUUAUACUAGCGAUGCCAGUAUUUAUACGUGGGCUUUGCGGAAUCCCGAGACGGACGCUGGGUUCUAUGUGCUUGCGCAUAGUACGAGUUCGUCUCGUGCGGUGACGACGUUCUCGCUGAAUGUUAAUACUUCGGCUGGUGCUCUGACUAUCCCUGACAUUGAACUGGAUGGUCGCCAAAGCAAGAUCAUCGUCACGGAGUACGAAGUCGGCAAGGCCUCGAGCCUACUCUACUCAUCCGCCGAGGUUCUGACCUACGCUACCCUCGACGUGGACGUGCUGGUGCUCUACCUGAACAUCGGACAAAAGGGCGUGUUCGCAUUCAAGAAUGCCCCAUCCCACUUGACGUUCAAGACGUACGGUAACUCAAACUUUACUUCCACCACAUCGACCAAUGGAACGCAGUACUCGUACACCCAAGGAGAUGGCGCGACCGCUGUCAAGUUCUCCAACGGGGUUCUUCUAUAUCUGCUGGACAAGGAGACCGCUUGGAACUUCUUUGCUGUGCCUACCACGUCCAACCCGAACGUGUCCCCCAGCGAACAUAUUCUUGCUCUUGGACCGUAUUUGGUUCGUGAGGCGAGUAUCAGCCAUGAUACCGUUAGCCUGAUUGGUGAUAAUGCGAAUACCACCACACUGGAAGUCUACCCUGGUAACUCCCAGGUAACCAAGAUCAAGUGGAACGGCAAAUCGAUUGCAACCAAGAAGACCGCAUACGGCAGUCUCAUCGGCUCAGCUCAGGGCGCAGAAAACGCCAAGAUCUCCCUGCCCUCUUUGAAAUCCUGGAAGUCUCAAGAUACUCUUCCCGAGAUCAAGCAAGACUACGACGACUCGCGCUGGACGGUCUGCAACAAGAGCACGACGGUCAACUCUAUCGCGCCACUCUCGCUGCCCGUCCUAUACUCGGGCGACUACGGAUACCACGCAGGCACCAAGAUCUACCGCGGUCGCUUCGACGGACGCAAUGCGACCGGCGCCAACGUGACGGUGCAAAACGGCGUCGCCGCUGGCUGGGCAGCCUGGUUGAACGGCGACUAUGUUGGCGGUGCCCUAGGCGAUCCAGAUCUCGCAUCAACCUCCGACCUGUUAACCUUCAACAGCUCCUCCCUCCGGGACACCGAUAACGUCCUCACGGUCGUGAUGGACUACACCGGCCACGACGAGAACAACGUCAAGCCGGCCGGUACCCAGAACCCCCGCGGUAUCCUGGGGGCCACCCUCUUCGGCGGCGGCAACUUCACCUCCUGGCGCAUCCAAGGCAACGCCGGUGGCGAAGCAAACAUCGAUCCCGUCCGCGGGCCCAUGAACGAAGGUGGCCUGUACGGCGAACGACUCGGCUGGCAUCUCCCGGGAUACACCGCACCCAAGAGCGCGGGCAGCUCAUCCCCCCUGCAGGGCGUCUCGAACGCCGCAGGACGCUUCUACACGACAACCUUCAAGCUCAAUCUCGACGCCGAUCUGGACGUCCCGAUCGGGCUGCAGCUCGGGGCCGCGGCUAAUACCAGUGCGGUGGUGCAGGUGUUUAUGAAUGGGUACCAGUUUGGCCAUUACCUGCCGCAUAUUGGACCACAGACGCUGUUCCCGUUCCCGCCGGGUAUCAUCAAUAAUCGGGGGGAGAAUACGUUGGCGAUUAGUCUGUGGGCGUUGACGGAUGAGGGGGCGGCGUUGGAUCAGGUGGAGUUGGUCGCGUACGGGGCGUAUCGGACCGGGUUCGAUUUUAAUCAGGAUUGGACGUACCUGCAGCCCAAGUGGAAGAAUAAUCGUGGGUCGUAUGUGUAG
Molecule: messenger RNA, 2952 nt
Organism: Penicillium cataractarum
Lineage: Eukaryota; Fungi; Ascomycota; Eurotiomycetes; Eurotiales; Aspergillaceae
Product: glycoside hydrolase family 35 protein
Exons: 4
Coding region: 1-2952 (983 amino acids)
Biological process (GO): carbohydrate metabolic process
Cellular component (GO): vacuole
Molecular function (GO): beta-galactosidase activity
Source: RefSeq, a predicted model, not a curated record